AUGGCGAAGGCAGCCAAGGAAAUUCAAAUGGAGAACCCAAGAGAGGUGGAGACUCAGAGCACAGGGGCGGCGUGCUCCCCGUCGGAGGAACAGGCAGAAAAACCCUCCAUGCUCUGUUUUAAGAAGCGGAAGAAGUCCUGUAAGAAGGGGCUGACCGUGAAGGAUGCGUGCGAGGGAGCCUCAGAGGAGAAAAGCCAACGUGUCAGCGCUGACCGAGGGGAGGAGAAAGCUCCUGAUCAACCGCGCUCCUCCAGAGGAGCCUGGGCAGCCAUCAAAAACCUGGCAAGACCUCGGAGAAGGCAAAAACCCUCCUCGCGGAAGCAGGCGCCGUGUGAUUCCCAAGUGCAGCUGGAGACGGAUGCUGAGGAGGGCGGCGCACAAGGCGUCCCGAAAAAACGGGCGAGUUCUGGGGUGAAGAUGCCCUGCGUGCGGUUCUCCAGAGGCAAGAAAAAACCCAGCCCUGGUGAAGCGGUGGAGGAGUCGGACGGUGGUGUUCAAGCAAACGAGGUGGCGGGCAUUUUGAACAAAGCUAGUGAAGAGCCAGAGGAUUUGGCCCCGACGGACAAGUCUGAGUCCUUCAGCCCGGUGUCUGCAGAGGAGGACCAGGGUACGGCGAAGGAAAGCACUGACUCUGCUGGGAAGAGCGAGCCCUUGACAGAGCCCGCACCUGAGCCAGAUGGACGUACGGAGAGCACCGCUCAGCUGGAGAUAACCGAUUCGGAGACGGGUAAUGAAACAGCCCAGGAAAAACGCCAGGGGGGGAGCCUGCCCCAAACCCCCAUCCACGCGGAAGGCGGGGAAGCUGCUCCUGAAGCGCCCGUUUCCAAGGGUCAACCCAACUGCGCCCCUGAAACCACCGAGGUGCCGGAAAUCCCCAGUAUCCAUACAGAGCUGCCUGGAGGGGGUGAAGCCAGAAAGGGCAUAAAUCUUCCUGAGGAGUGCAAGGCCGAAGAGACGGUCGUGGAUUUGAGUCAGCCGGCGUUGAAAGACGAUGCAGCGAGCGUGCAGGGCUGCUCCAGCCAUCAGGUGACGUCAGAAGCAAACGCGGGCGUUGGCGGGGGCAUCGGCGUCGGCAUCGUCAUCACCGUCACUGAAGCUGAGGACUCCGACCACACCGACUCUGACCAGGCCUACGAGCCGUCCCCGGUUUUGCACCGAAAUAAGCAAAAAGGGAAUAAAAAAUCAAGCGGGAGCUUUGAUUUUGGUAAAAAAGAGGGCCCGGAGGCUGGCGGCGGUCCCGCGGCGGAGGAGAAGGGUGCCGGUGACCAGGGGCACAGAACUGGGGAGCAGUACGAAUUGCUCCUCGUAGAAACGGCGUCUUCCCUCGUGAAGGCGGCCAUUCAGUCGUCCAUAGAGCAGCUGGUCAGCGAAAUGGCCCUGGAACAGAAUAAACACAACAGCUUUCUGUGA
Molecule: messenger RNA, 1410 nt
Organism: Opisthocomus hoazin
Lineage: Eukaryota; Metazoa; Chordata; Aves; Opisthocomiformes; Opisthocomidae
Source: RefSeq, a predicted model, not a curated record